AUGGUCGGUGAUGUUGGAGGAAGAAAGAAAAGACGAAAAGAAAAAGUUAAAACAAGAAGAGUAAUAAUUGAGAAAAGCGGAAAAGUCGCAGCAGCAUCGGUAAUCGAUUGUUGUCAACAGGAAGUUUUUCUUUCCGUACUAUUCCGUUCUUUUCGAAGGAAGACGAUUGUUUUAUUUCGGGAAUUGGGUUGUGAAACUUUGAAACUGCUUGAGAUCUCAGUGGUGAUAACGAUUAUCGAUUAUUUCAGGAAUAUAUGUCCUUCAACAUUUUGGGAUGAAGCAGAAUUGGCUAGAUUAAACUUGUCGUUUAGUAAUUGCGCAAAUGUAACAGAAAACGAGAAUAAUCGAGUACUUUUUGAAUACUAUUCUGGCGGAAGUAAAAAGGCCUACGACAGUUUAUAUUUCUCUCUGCUUGUUAAUGUUUUUAUGCCGAAAAUUAGUGGUUUAACUUUAUUCUGA
This is a messenger RNA of Loa loa (African eye worm), 459 nucleotides long. RefSeq lists its product as hypothetical. Lineage: Eukaryota; Metazoa; Nematoda; Chromadorea; Rhabditida; Onchocercidae. The record is from RefSeq and is a predicted model, not a curated record. Bases 1 to 459 code for a protein of 152 amino acids. The transcript is spliced from 5 exons.